AUGGCCACCAACGGAGACUCGGCGACCAGCCCCGCCCUGGUCGGUACGGAACACAUUGCUGACAUCCUGGAGAAGAUGCAGCAGACUCAGGCUGAGCUUCUCGCAGCCGUCAAGUCGUCCAUUGCGGUGCCAGCUCCGACCACGGCUUCUGCGCCGGCUUCUGCUCUGAGCCCUGCAGCAUUGUCCGCUCCGGUCACAAUCGCCAACCCAGUGUCGGAGCCGCCAGUCGAAGCCGACAAUGCUUUGGCCAACAGCCCGAUACUGUCGUCAAGCCCAAAGUCCACCUUCACCUCGAGGAUCGUCCUGACGACGUACCCUAAACAGAUCGGCGUCAACCCGUUUCUCAUGAACUGGGGCGCCGAAGAUCCUACAGAGCGUGGCCCCAUCGUGGUCUCUCGCGCUCCAUCGACGAUCCGCCGGCGAAACGCUCACGGAGGUUCGUACUCGAUCUACUACGCCCUUGCGGUUGCGAGCCAACAAUUGAAUGCCGAACAUCGUCCCGACUUUACCAACACCGAGCCGGCGGUCAACAUCGGACCAUUCCCUCAAUGGCACGACAAGAAGAAGAUUGUUGCCAUGGAUCCUUGGGGCCACGUACCUCAGACUCUCUUCAAGGAUGUGAUGGAUAACGACAAUGUUGACAUACGCCCUACAAUUGCAAUCACUAAGGCGCACAUGAGACUUCCAGAACUUGAGGAAAGUGUCCGUAAAGGCAGACUUGUUCCUGAUGGGAAGGUGUGCCUCAAUGACAAGGGCGAGUUGGCAGUGACAAAGUUCGCUGUUGAACCAGUCUGGUAUUUACCAGGAGUUGCUGAGAGAUUUGGCAUUGACGAGGGCACUCUUCGCCGGUCCCUUUUCGAACAUACAGGCGGCAGCUAUCCCGAGCUCAUCACUCGCGGCGACAUCAAGAUCUUCCUGCCUCCCAUUGGCGGCCUUACUGUUUACUGUUUUGGCGAUCCUGCGAAAAUGUCAGAUGCGAGCGUCCGGCUAGCACUGAGAAUCCACGAUGAGGUGACUGCCCGCAGUCAUUCAUGCAACGGAAGCGACGUCUUCGGCUCUGACAUCUGCACAUGCCGGCCGUAUCUAAUUUACGGUAUUGAGGAGGCCGUCAAGGAGGCUCAGAACGGAGGCAGCGGUGUUGUGAUCUACUUCAGAAAGGAGGGCCGUGCCCUUGGUGAAGUAACAAAAUACCGUAUGACCGGCUCCAAUCUCUUCGAUAUAUAUGGCGAGCCUUUUAAUGAUGUCGUGUACAACGCGAGAAAGCGAGGCGAAGACCGCGCGUCCGACUACUUCAAGCGGACUGAGAACAUUGCCGGCGUCAAGGACAUGCGCUUCCAGGCUCUGAUGCCGGACAUUCUGCAUUGGCUUGGUAUCACAAAGAUCGACCGGAUGUUGAGCAUGAGCAAGUAG
This is a messenger RNA of Sporothrix schenckii 1099-18, 1410 nucleotides long. RefSeq names its product GTP cyclohydrolase II. The transcript has 13 exons. Bases 1 to 1410 code for a protein of 469 amino acids. NCBI's taxonomy places the organism in Eukaryota, Fungi, Ascomycota, Sordariomycetes, Ophiostomatales, Ophiostomataceae. The record is from RefSeq and is a predicted model, not a curated record.